UCUUGCAACUUACUCUCCCUUCUUUCUUUCAGGGCCUUUUUAUCAACACUCAUGGGUCAGUAUUUCUCUGAUACAUCUAAGAAUGAUGACUGUGGAGAGUUGACGUCCAGCUUUACUACAUAUUUUAAGAUGACUAACACAGAAAGCAAAAUCAUUACUCAGGAAAUCAUCGAUUCAAUUGAGCUACAUCUGACCAAAGGAAACAUUCAGGGGGCAAACUCUGUAAUCAGGGAUGCAUUAAAAAAUAUUGAUAACAUCCCAAUAAACGUUGCUAUUACUGGGGAGUUUGGAGCAGGGAAGUCCAGCUUGAUCAAUGCCCUCAUGGGGGUGGGACCUGAAGAUGAAGGUGCAGCUGAAGUUGGGGUGGUACCGACAACUAUGAGGAGCACUCCAUACAAACACCCCAAAAUUCAAACUUUGACUCUAUGGGACCUGCCUGGCAUUGGAACUCUGAACUUUCCACCAAAAGAUUAUCUGGAGAAAGUGAAUUUCCAAGUGUAUGAUUUCUUCAUUAUUGUUUCUGCCACACGUUUUACAAAACUCGAACUAGACCUUGCCAAAGCAAUCACAUUCAUGAAAAAGAAUUACUACCUUGUGAGAACCAAGGUGGACCGGGAUUUAGACAAUGAGAAGAAAUGCAAUCCACUUACCUUUGACAGAGAAAAGACCCUGCAUCAGAUAAGAAGCAUGUAUGUGAAUACCUUCAUUGAGAAUAACAUGGAUGCUCCGCAGAUUUUCAUGGUUUCUAACAUGUAUUUAUCUGACUAUGAUUUUCCUGUCCUGAUGGACACCCUGGUAAAGGAUCUUUCUGCUCAAAGGCGCCACAAUUUCUUGCUUUCCUUGCCUAAUAUUACAGAACCAGUCAUUGACAGAAAGUGCAACUCUAUGCAGCAGGCUAUCUGGUUGGAAGCCUGCAAGGCUGGACUUUUAGCUACUCUUCCUGUAGUGGGCAUCCUCAGGGAUGAUGUGGAGAAGCUGAAGGAGAAAUUGAACCACUAUCGAGUCCUCUUUGGAGUGGAUGAUGAAUCCCUGGAAGUCAUGGCUAAAGAUUCCCAAGUGCCUGUUGAACAAUUGAAAAAACUCAUUAAAUCCCCUUAUUUGUUGGAAACUGAGGGAGAAACAACAUUAGGAGAAAUGUUUUUAAAAUAUUUGGAGAAAUUUGCAUCAGCUACUGGUGGGCCCUUGGCUACAGGUCUCUACUUUAGGAAAACCUUUUACUUGCAAUUUCUGUUCCUUGACACAGUGACUGAAGACGCCAAAGUUCUCCUUAGACAAAUUUAAGAAAGUAGUUUAAACUCACCUUAUCCACAACUACUGACCAUGACAAGAUCAAAUGAUUACUAUCAAGAAGUCAUUAGAAGAAUUCCCCCUUUUGACAUAUUUUCUUUACUCUAGCUAAUCGGCUAUCACCGUGGAGACACAUAAGAUAUGGACCAUGCUCCUUACUAUGCCACAGUCUGACAACUCCAGUCCCUCUUCACCUCUCUACACUCCUUUCUGUCUUUAACUCUACCUGUUGAGGAAAAUUGUUUUAUUUGGACAAAGAUUUGUUACAUUUGUUUAUGUUGCAGAAUAUGACCUUAACUGUGUAAAAAUCAUGGUACAUUUGGCAUUCCAAUGUGUGGCCUGUAUUUUCAUGUAGGGCCUAAAAAAGCUGAGAAAAAAGAAAUAAGAAAAAGAAAGAAGCCACAUUUAAAAAAAAAACAGCUAAAGCAAGGCCCAGCAUUCAAUGCUAAUAAAUCUCUGUGUCAUAAUUUGGGAGCUGAUUCGUGACCUAAAACAAACCCGGAUACAUUCACCUGCACAAUUGAAUACACACGCACAAACUUGCACACAUUCAUGAAUGAACACAUACAACACCCAAAAUGCUCAAGCACACGCAAAAGAUAUGAAUAAGUGCUUUGUAGCUAGUUCCUCCUAAUCAGCUAAUCAAACAUUCUAAUGGAAUCUCAGGAAGCUGGAGGCACUUGCCAUGUAUGUAUGAGGACCAGAGCUCAAUUGCCAGAACCGAUAGAGAAGUUCAGUGAAUGUGGCAGCCGCCUUGUACUUCUACACUCAGAAGGCAGAAACACUGCAACCAUGGAGCAGGUUGGCUUGCUAGGCUGUGUAGAUCUACAAGCUCGGGAUUCAAUGGAGAGAAACUACGUUGAUGAAAAGGGUAGAAAGUAAUGGAGCAGGAGACCCAACAUAAGCCUGAAAUGUCCACAUACAUGUGAACAUGUACACCCCUCAUGGGGACCCAUUUUAAAUACAAAAUAAAAUAAGAUUCAGGAAGGAAAUAAAAUCUCAAGUCUUAAACUAUGGAAACAUAAAAGUUUCAUGAAGCUCUCCUCAAGGUUAACAAGUAGUGGGUACAUUGUCUUAGUUUGUACCUCUGUUGAUGGGAUGAAACACUAGCUGUUGGUACGCAGUCAAUGAAGGAAGCUGUGUGAGGAGAUUCCUGAGAGCUUGGGAGAAAACUCCAGUUCAAAGACAAGAAGACAAAUCCACCUGGCUAGAGCUAUCAUAAAAUUUACAUAUUUACAUACAAUUUUUUUUUUUUUGGUAACUUCUGUUCUUCUAUAGCAUGGAUUUUUUUCAUGGAAUGUACUGUCGUGCCCCUCUGAGGUGGAAUAAACAGGAGAGGGCUUUACUGUAGAUUACCCAUCAUUUUACCACUAGUAUUCAGGAUGAUGUUUCCAAACAGAAGUUGUCCUCUUGACUCUGUACUGCCUAAUCCCAGGUGGCUUUGCCUUUGUGAUUGAUCAUGAAUUGAACUUAAGUGAUCUUUGCUCACAUGAUCUUGCUUGAUCCUCAAAGUGCCCUCAGAAUAUAAACUGUGUGAUUCCCUGAAUAAAGUUGGUUAUUGCAUGAGA
This is a messenger RNA of Myodes glareolus (Bank vole), 2855 nucleotides long. The record is from RefSeq and is a predicted model, not a curated record. NCBI's taxonomy places the organism in Eukaryota, Metazoa, Chordata, Mammalia, Rodentia, Cricetidae.